Linderina pennispora is the source of this 2630-nucleotide messenger RNA. RefSeq lists its product as uncharacterized. Gene Ontology annotation, biological process: mRNA 3'-end processing by stem-loop binding and cleavage. NCBI's taxonomy places the organism in Eukaryota, Fungi, Kickxellomycota, Kickxellomycetes, Kickxellales, Kickxellaceae. Gene Ontology annotation, cellular component: mRNA cleavage and polyadenylation specificity factor complex. The transcript has a single exon. Bases 317 to 2467 code for a protein of 716 amino acids. Gene Ontology annotation, molecular function: RNA binding. The record is from RefSeq and is a predicted model, not a curated record.
CCAAACUAUACUUUCAUUUGUUUUACAGGUAUACAAAAGAAUGGCAAAUGUACUCCAAUUCACAGCAAUAUCAGGAGCCAAAAAUGAGGACGCGCUGUGUUACGUGCUCGAAAUAGACGACACGCGGCUUCUGCUAGACUGCGGCAAUUUCUCGGACUACUCAGGCGAGAAUCUGGUGCAAUUGCGACGGGUGGCGCGACAAGUGGACGCAGUGCUUCUCUCGCACCCAGAUAUGGCACACCUGGGGGCAUACGCACUAGCGUACAGCAAAUAUGGGCUGACAUGCCCAGCAUACGCGACAGUGCCGGUGCGCAACAUGGGGCGGCUCUGCAUGCUGGACGUGGUGCGCUCGCUGCGGUCGUGCUCUGACUUCACACUGUUCAACGAGCAGGAUGUGCGGGAUGCGUUUGAGAACAUAACGCCGCUGCGGUUCUCGCAGCCAACAGCGCUGCCAGGGAAGCACUCGGAGAUUGUGGUGACGGCGCAUGCGGCGGGGCAUACGAUUGGAGGUACGGUGUGGACGAUCCGCAAGGGCACGGAACAGGUGCUGUAUGCGAUGGACUAUAACCACGUCAAGGAGGCGCAUCUGGGGAAGACGCAGCUGCUGCCAGGCAAGCAGGGGCAGGUGGCCAAGUCCAUGACUCGGCCGAUGCUUCUGAUUACCGACGCGUACAAUGCACAGUACAAUCUACCGACGCGGGCCAAGCGGCUGGCGAGCUUCAUGGGGGCAGUCGAGGCCGUGACGCAGCGGGGCGGUAACGUGCUGGUCCCAGUGGACUCGACCGCGCGUGUGCUGGAGCUGGCGUAUGUAUUGGAGCAGCGGUGGGCGGAGAAGCGGCACCACCGAAUGUCGAAUCCGGUUUUUCUCCUGGGACGGUGCGCGCGGCAGACGAUGCAGUUUGCACAGUCGAUGCUGGAGUGGAUGUCGGAAGGCGUGACCAACCAGUUCACAGGCACAAAAGCGAACCCGUUCGAGCUGCAGCACGUGGUGCUGGUGCAGAAUAUGGCGGAGCUGGAUGCACAGAUGGCAGCGAUUUACGAGGACCCAAAGAUCAAAACAAAGUACCGGCCGCGUGGGGCGGUAGUGCUGGCGACGCUUGAGGGCAUGUCACUGGGGUUCUCGCAGGAGCUGUUUGUGCGGUGGGCGGAGGACCCGCAAAAUGCAGUGGUGCUGCCGCAGCGCGGACCGCCAGGGACGUUGGCGCAUGAUCUGUUCACGCGGUGGUGGGAUCGGGUGCAGACGGGCCAGACAGCCGGCGAGCCAAUCAAGCUGGCAGACCCGGUCAGCCUGCCCAAAAACACCUGCAUUGAGGUGACGGUGAAGCAACGGAUUCCACUCAAGGGCGAGGAGCUCGAGGAGUGGACGCGGCAGGAGGCCGAGCGAGUGGAGCGCGAGGCGGCGCGGGCAGCGAUGCUGAAGCGCGGACGCACAAUGCUGGACAACGACGACGACGACACCAGCUCGACCGGCGGCAGCGACGACGAAGGCGAAGGAAGGGGCGGGACUCGCGACGUGGACUCGGGAGCAAUCGCAGCAGUGGAUCUGGAAAUGGAGCGGCUGCGCAGCGGACAGACGUUUGAUCUGCACGUGCGGGACCGCGGGCGUGUGGGCGGGUUUUUCCGGCAGCCGCAGAGCCACUGCAUGUUUCCGUUCCAGGAGAAGCGGCGACGCGUCGACGAGUUUGGCGAGACGUACGACGUGCGGCAAUAUAUGCGCGAGUUCGAUACGCACGGCGACGAGGUGGUGCGCGGCGCGCAGCAGGAGCCGGCAAAGCCCGGCUACGGCGUGCUGGACGACGACACCAACGACGAUUAUGACGAGUCAGUGCCGACCAAGCUUCUGCAGGAUACCAGACGUGUGCACGUGCGCUGCCGGUUGUCGUUUGUGGACCUGGAGGGCCGGUCGGAUGGGCGGUCAGUGCGCAACAUCCUGGUGCAGCUCGAGCCGAAGCGCGUGGUGCUGGUUCACGGAUCGGCUGCAGGAACGCAGAUGCUGGCGGACUACUGCGCCGACCCCGAGGUGGCUGUGACCAAGGAAGUGUACGCGCCCAGCGUGGGUGAGAUCGUCAACGUGUCGUCGGGCGCCAAUGCAUAUACGGUCAAGCUGACCGAUGCGCUGCUGACCAAGGUGCGGUUUGCCGAACUGCAGGGAGCGCAGCUGGGGCACGUGUCGGGGCGGAUCCGCUAUGCAGAGGACGCCGAGGAGCCGGUGCUGGAUGUGGAUGUGGCGGCGCUGGAGAAUGCGUGGCAGAGGCCCGUGUUUGUGGGCGACGCCAAGCUCAGUCUGUUGCGGCGGCGGCUGCGCGAAAGCGGGCUGGCGGCCGAGUUCUCAAGCGACGGCGUGCUUGUGUGCAGCAAUGUACUGGCGGUCUCGCGUAUUGGCGGCAAGCUGCGGAUCCAGGGAAAUGUCUCACCCGAGUUUUACCGGCUACGCGACGUCAUUUAUCGUGCUCUUGUGGUUGUCUAAGGUUCCAGACCCCGGUGUUUUGUGGAUAGGGGGGAUAGGCUUGUUUAUUUAGGAGGCGGAAUUCGAGGAACUGCUUUUUUUUUUGUUUCUCCGCUAUGCUUUCGCUUUCCUCCGAUUUUAUAAAACUCGAAUUCUAAUACUCCGCAAAAAAACAAUAAAAUGC